AUGUUAGAUAUAUAAAAUACAAUAAAUACAAUAGACUAGUUACUUAUAAAUAAUUAAUUUGACCCUACCUAUUAAACAAUUUCAUUUGAUGAUAAAAAAUUUGAUCGUUUUAAGUAUUCAAAGAGAAAACAUCAACAAGAAAAUAUUGAGAAAACAUUAUAAUUUUUAAUUUCAAAAUAUGAUAAAUAUCCUUUAGUUUUGGAACUAUUUUUGUUUGAAAAAAUACAUGAAAUGAGAGUCAACUUAUAGAAUUGGACAAACCUAGACUUGGAUGAGAGUUAAGAAGAAAAAAAAUAUUUAACUUUGUUAUAAAAUUAUGAAAAAAAAAAUCAAUAAUUAUCUAAAGAUGCUUUUAUCUUAAUCACUAAUUUGAUUGAUGGUUAAUUGAAAGUUAAUUUGGAGCCGUUUUAUAAAUUUGAAAUGAGCUAGUCUUUAAAAUAAAACUUAAUUGACUAAAUAAUGGGAUUUAAAAUAUUCAAGUACUUUGAAAAUUCUAGAAAUAUAUAUAAAUGUGUUAAAACAGAUUUUUAUAAUAAAUUGCUAAUUGAUCAUGCAGUUCCAACCAUAAUUAAUUAUGUUUUCGAUUAUAUCAAACUACAAAUUCUGAUCCUUAUUAGUGAGUUAAUUUGA
This is a messenger RNA of Paramecium sonneborni, 630 nucleotides long. NCBI's taxonomy places the organism in Eukaryota, Ciliophora, Oligohymenophorea, Peniculida, Parameciidae. The record is from the annotation of a GenBank genome assembly.